AUGUCCUCAUCGAUGAUUAUUUCCUCUUCUUCUCCACACCAACAACAACACCAACAACACACCACAACACCGCUACCACCACCACUACCCUCUUCUCAACCAACACUUGGCACAUCAGCAAACCUCAUCACCACCACCACCACGAGUCAUUCAUCAGAGUCCAACAAUGAUCAUCCCAAUGAGCAUACCAAUGAUAAUAAUAACAACAACAUCAGUGGUCAUGAACAAGAUCUGUCAUCCAUCAAUGACAUUUCCACAAUGAGACACCACGCUGUUACUCCACGUGAGUCAUCAUCAUCACCAACGGUUGUAACUCCCAACCACGAUGAUGAUGAUGAUGAUCAGGAUGUUGUGGAUCGUCCACUCGAGUUGGGUGUGGUGGAUGAUCACCCACCAAACACACCGACACUGCCAACAACAACCAUAGCCUCUUCUUCCUCCUCUCAAACACAACAACAACUGCGCGCCAAAUUACUCUCCAAACGUAAACAUGUCAUUCAAGAAAUAUUUCAAACCGAACGCGAAUACGUGAAUGCCUUGGAAACACUCAACUCGGUCUUUAUUCAACCCAUCAAACAACAACAAUUACUCAAAGAGGAAGAUACCAAUGAAUUAUUCAAGGAUAUUCAAAUCAUUUUAGCAGUGAAUAAGGAAGUUCUUUCCUUCAUUCAAAUCUAUAUUCAAUAUAUGGAAGAACAUGAUUACAAUGAUGAAAUGGAUCCCUCUCUUAGUACCAUACAAGAUCAAAAGAAGAGAAAUGCCUUGAUAUUAGCAAAGAAACAAUCACCAACACUAGGAGAUAUAUUUCAUUUGAUGAGUGAUUAUUUGAAGAGUUACAGCGAUUAUUGCAACAAGUAUGAAUUGAUUUUCAAAAUGAUUGAAGAAAAACGUCAAAAAAAAUCAAAAUUCCGAAAAUUCUUGGAACGUACUGAAUUUACACCUGACUCGUACAAUGAUACCGUUGUGUCUUUUAUGAUCAAACCUGUUCAACGUAUACCUCGAUAUGAAUUAUUGCUCAGAGAAUCAAUCAAAUCGACACCACAAGAUCAUCACGAUUAUGAUCGAUUGAUUACUGCUGCACAGAAAAUCAAUGCUGUGGCUUCAAGAGUCAAUGAAAAGAUUCGAGAACAAUUGUGUCGAGAGAGAGCCAUUCAAUUGGCUGAACAAUUUGGAGAUUCAUUGCCAUUUGAAUUGGUCAAGUCGAGUCGAAAAUUCAUUCGACAUGCUCUCAUGGGAUAUGUGAGUGAUAGUCGAGGUAUUCAAUCACGUGUCUUGAUUUUGUAUAAUGAUUUGAUCUUGUUGUGUACAUGUCAUUGGAAUGGAGUGUAUAAUGGUAGUGGUGGCAACAAGUCAACAACAACAACCACGACCACCAUAGGAGGAGAGGAGCAUGCUUCACAUCAUCAUCAUUCCAUGUCCAUGACUCAAUUAUUCAGCAACAGCAAUAACAACAAUACCACCCAUCCCAGUAGUGUUUGUUUGGAAGGUGGAGGAUUGAAUGCUGUUGUCGAACAACAACAACAAACAACAUCGACCACCAAUGGACAACAACAACAACAACUAGUAUCACCAUCAACACCCAUCACCAUCAACACCAAUGAACCUCCUCCACCUGGUUCUAUGGAACACUACAAACGUGAACAAUUACUCUUUGAAAAUCCAAAAGUGAAAUUCCAAAUGCGAUGUGCCAUUUCUCUUCUCUCUACUCCUCUCACAUGGGCUCAAAGUGUUCCAGAUGGUUAUUGUAUUGAAAAUGCAUUCAAAAUAGUCACACGUGAAAAGACAUUUAUUCUCUUUACUGAAACUUCACGUCAGAGAGAUUAUUGGGUUCAACUCAUUAAUGAACAAGUGGAUAAAUUGAAAAAACAAAUUCCAUCUCUUGUGGAUGAACCAAAUGCAACUGAAAUUAUGCUUGUUGGAAGUCGAUAUUUCUAUUAUGCGACAGGUGCAGAAAAAGAAAAGAGAUCUCUUUUAUUGAAUUCACAAUUGUUAAAUGAGGAAGAAAGGAAUCGAAUUGAACAUUCCAUCAAUGAAGAUACUCUCUCAAUGAUUGCUGAACAAACUCAGAAAGAUGAUGACAAUCAUGGAGUACCAUUAUUAUUAAAUAUGAUGAAUGGUGGUAAUAGUGGUCAGAAUAGUAGUGGUGCAUUCGGUGGUGGUGCAUUCACUCCAUCCAUCGUACGAUGUUACGAUUCAGACUAUGUACAAAGUGUGUUAACCAAUGCAGCAGCAGCCAAUCGAGGAAGUUUAUUCAACACUACCACGAGUGGCAGCUCUGAAGAUGAUUUACUUGUAUUGGGUGGGAAUGCUUCCUAUUUGGGAGUUCAAGCAUUCAGCACCACCAGCACCACAGGCACUUCAACUCCUCAUCAUUCUCAUCAUACCAACACCACGAGUGGCAGCAACAGGAGAAUAUCCGCCACACUCAAAUCACUUCUACAAUCUGCUAAACAAGAUCUUACAUCAUCCACCAUCCAAACUACUACCACCUCUUCACACUCUUCACCCAAUAUCAAUGAUUUACAAAGUGGUGGUAGUACUACUUCUGGAAUGACACGAUCCUCUCCACUCUUACUAGUUAACAACAACAACAACAACAACAACAAUCAAGGGAGCAGCAUGUCACCCACAUCACCUCAUUCUUCAACCAAUUAUCAUCAUUUGAGUGCUUCACUUGCCACCACCACCUCUUCUUCUUCAUUGAGAUCCUCUUAUAGUGGUGGUGGUGGUGGUGGUGGUGGUAGUGGUGGUGGUCAUCAACCACAUCCCUUCCGAGAUCGAUCCAAUAGUUUAUUCACUACUAAAAUUAUUAUACCUCAACAACAACAACAACCACAUCGAGCUUCAGUGUCAUCCUCUCAUCAUCAUCAACAUUCCCUGAGUGAGGAUUUCAAGAAGAAUUUCAGAAAUACCAAUACUACCCAUACUACCCAUACUGCCCAUACUAAUACCAAUACCAAUACUACCAACAACAACAACAACAACAAUACUUGGAUUCACACACCUCCUCUCUCCAAUGAACAAAUUCAAGAACUCUUUCAGAAAAUUAAUUUACCAUGCAAUAUCAAUUCAAAUACCUAUUAUUCUACACCACCACCACCACCACCACCACUGUGUGUGAAUGAUGAAAAAGAUUCACUACAUUCCUCAUUAUUCGAUCAACAACACUCCACACGAUCAUCCAUUUCGAUCAAUACUUCAUCCAACAUGACCGAUGAGAAUAAUACUAGUAAUGCAAUGAAUAAUAAUAGUAAUAACAAUAGUAGCAAUGGAUUCUUUGCCAAGAAAGUGGCCACUAAAAUGAUGAGUAAAUUUAAAAAAUCAGGAAAUAAGAAGAAAAUUCAAGACACAGAUCAAAUGAUUUAUUUGAGUGAUGGAGAGAAUGAAAGUGAUGAACCAUUUGCUCCUCAUCUACUUCCCUACAUGCAAGAUGUUACUAAAAGAAGAGUAGAUAAACAAUUAGUGGAUGAAUUUAUUAAAAUUAUGGAGAGACAACAAAAACAAUUUGAACCACUCAUGAAUGAAAUCAUUCAAGGAGGUACAAAAUUGGAUCGAUUGAUUCAUCGAAGAAUGAUUCAUCAUCAACAACAAAAGCAUUUAAUAUCAACAAUGAAUAUGGAAGAGACAAUGGAGAGUGGUGGUAUUUCAAGUCAGAGUUAUGGUGGUCAGAGUGGUGGUGGUGCUAAUAACACUUUGUCAUUAUCAUUCUCCACAGAAGAAUUAUUGAGUGGUGGUGAUGGUGGUGGUGGUGGUGAUGGUGGUCUAUAUAUUGGAGAAGGAGGAGGAGCCAUUGAAUAUCAUCGAACUAUCAUGAUGUCCUCCUCCUCCUCCUCUUCUGACUCGUCUCAACAUUCUGAAGAGGAAUUGGUGAGUGGUGGCAGAGGUCAUGACGAUGAUUUGUCAAAUGAUUCUAACAACAACAACCUUACGAACCAUCACCAUCAUCAACACCACCUGAACCAUCCUUCUACCACCACAACACCUCCUCACUCACCUUCAUCCAAUACUACUACCAAUACCAAUACCAAUACUACUAUUAUCUCGACUACUACUACCACCACAUCGACUGCAACUACAACAACCACUUCAACCACUUCAACAUCAUUAUCAAAAACAUCUUCUCAACAACAACUCUUCUCCACUUCACUCAUGGAUGGUGCAAUUAUUACAUUAAAUCCAUUCAAACCAACUCCACUCUACAAAGAUCAAGUACUUGAAGAAAUUUCACAUACCAAAUAUACCUGUGUGGUGUUGAAUCCUUUAUUUGGAUUGAAAGAUUUACCAACCACUAGACAAUAUCGAUUACAAAUUAUUGAUGAAUUGAAGGAUCAAGAAGCUACAGCAGAAUUUGAAAAAUUUGUAAAGAACUUUGAAGAUAAGAUUGGAUUCACUGUGAAUAGUGAUUUAAUACCAACAACAACAACACCACCAACUAAUAAUAGUAUAAACACCAACUACAACAUCACCAACAAUACAAAUAUGACGACAACUUGUCAUUCAUCCAAUGUCAUGACAACUAAAAUAACUGGUGGUGGUGGUGAGGUUGUUGCUGGUUCCUCAGACAAGAAGAGAAGAAGUUUAUUCUUUUGGAAAUAA
Molecule: messenger RNA, 4596 nt
Organism: Naegleria fowleri
Lineage: Eukaryota; Heterolobosea; Eutetramitea; Acrasida; Naegleriidae
Exons: 1
Coding region: 1-4596 (1531 amino acids)
Molecular function (GO): guanyl-nucleotide exchange factor activity
Source: RefSeq, a predicted model, not a curated record